Messenger RNA from Scophthalmus maximus (turbot), 4800 nucleotides. It is a transcript of the gene lrp12, whose product is annotated as low density lipoprotein receptor-related protein 12. The record is from RefSeq and is a predicted model, not a curated record. Gene Ontology annotation, molecular function: protein binding; low-density lipoprotein particle receptor activity. Gene Ontology annotation, cellular component: plasma membrane. The transcript has 11 exons. Lineage: Eukaryota; Metazoa; Chordata; Actinopteri; Pleuronectiformes; Scophthalmidae. Bases 729 to 3323 code for a protein of 864 amino acids.
UCUCUCUCCCCUCCCCUCCCUCCCUCCCCCGGAGGUCUGUUGUUGUUCCGCCCGACUUGAAGCUAACAGCUAACAGCUAACGACCCAGACGACGCAGACGACGCAGAAGAAGCAGCUAACACAGUCCGAGGAGAUGUCGUCAGAUUGACGACCCGGGGGCGACUCCACCAACAUCUCGCCCGCUUCUCUUGUGCUACUUGUCCCGGGUUCAGCCUGUGACGAACCGGGCGACCGCGGAGGACGAGCCAGUGGAGAAUGUCCCCGUGUUGUUCAUGUUAGCGCCGCUAGCCGGGCUCCGGCUGCUAGCCUCCGGUCCCUUGUAGCAGGUUAGCUUCGGGAGCUAGCUUCUCUUUAUGCGACCCAGUUAGCCGCUGGUGGUUGUAGUUAGCUCGCCUGUGCACAUCGUAACAUCCAGCCGUGUGUCGGUCAUGUGUCGCCGCGUCACAUCACCGAGCUCGUCCCCGCAGCGACAUGUUGUUUAAACAGUGCAGCGCUCUUAUGGCUAACGGAGCUAGCUGUUAGCCGUUAGCUUUAGCACGGGGGGUCAGAUGUCUUUGUUUCCAUCGGCAGCUGUUAGCUCCGUUAGCUCCAUUAGCUCCGGGGGUCUGUAGUCGAGUCGCGUUCACAUUACGGACUUUUCACUCGACCGUGUGACGGACAUGCGACCGUGAGUUGUCCGACCGUCAGCAGGAAGCCCGGCGGCAGGUGGACGAAGCGUCGCGGGCACCAUGGCCCUCGGCUGCGGACUGAGCCGCUCGGCGUGGGCCGGUUACCUGCUCGUGCUGUCAGGAUGCAUUGCUGCCUCUCAGAGGAGCGACAACGUCUAUGUGUCAGGAAUUUCUAACGCCUGCAGCGACGUGGCGGAGCUCCUGCGGGCAUCCAGCGGUAUCAUCACCAGCCCCGGUUGGCCCUUCCAGUAUCCGGCCAGACUGAACUGCAGCUGGAACAUCCGCGCCCGACCCGGCGACACCGUCACCAUCAGCUUCCAGGACUUCGACCUGCAGGGUUCCCACCGCUGCUCGUCGGACUGGAUGUCCAUCAGCAGCUACAGGAGCCUGGACGGUCUGAGGGUCUGCGGUUCCUCGCUGCCGCCGCCCUACAUGUCCUCCCAGGACCACGUCUGGAUCCACUUCCACUCCGACGACAGUCUGACAGGAAAAGGCUUCAGGCUGUCCUACAUCACGGGUAAACCGGAGGCAUCCAGCUGCGACGUGGACCAGUUCCACUGCUCCAACGGGAAAUGCAUUCCCGACUGGUGGCGCUGCAACUCCAUGGACGAGUGCGGUGACAACUCGGACGAAGAGCUUUGCAUGGACUCGCCCUUCUCCUUCCAGCCCUGCAGCAUGAACCAGUUCCCCUGCCUUUCCCGCUACACCCGCAUCUACACCUGCCUGCCCCACAGCCUGCGCUGCGACGGCAGCAUCGACUGCCAGGAUCUCGGUGAUGAGAUCGACUGUGACGUUCCCACCUGUGGAGAGUGGUUGAGGAACUUCUACGGCUCCUUCAGCUCUCCAAACUACCCUGACUUCUACCCUCCUGGUAGUAACUGCACCUGGCUGAUUGACACCGGAGACCACCGCAAGGUCAUCUUGAGGUUCACCGACUUCAAACUCGACGGGACGGGUUACGGCGACUACGUGAAGGUCUAUGACGGACUGGAGGAGGACCCUCGCCGCCUCCUCAGGGUGUUGACCGCCUUCGACUCCAGAGCGCCGGUGGCCGUGGUGUCGUCGUCCGGUCAGCUCCGGAUUCACUUCUACGCCGACAAGAUCAACGCCGCCCGAGGAUUCAACGUCACCUAUCAGGUGGACGGGUUCUGCCUGCCCUGGGAGGUUCCCUGCGGGGGUAACUGGGGCUGUUACACGGAGCAGCAGCGUUGCGACGGGUACUGGCACUGUCCCAACGGUCGGGACGAGCUGAACUGUUCCUCGUGCCAGGAGGAUGAGUUCCCCUGUUCCAGAAACGGCGCGUGUUACCCUCGAUCAGACCGCUGCAACUACCAGAACCGCUGCCCCAACGGCUCCGACGAAAAGAACUGCUUCUUCUGUCAGCCCGGGAACUUCCACUGCAAGAACAACCGCUGCGUGUUUGAGUCGUGGGUCUGCGACGCGCAGGAUGACUGUGGCGACGGCAGCGACGAGGAGAGUUGUCCCGUCAUCGUCCCCACCAGAGUCAUCACCGCCGCCGUCAUCGGCAGCCUCAUUUGCGGCCUCCUGCUGGUCAUCGCGCUCGGCUGUACCUGCAAACUCUACUCGCUGCGCAUGUUCGAGCGCAGGUCUUUUGAGACGCAGCUGUCCAGAGUCGAGGCGGAGCUGCUGAGGAGGGAAGCCCCGCCCUCUUAUGGUCAGCUGAUCGCCCAGGGACUGAUCCCACCCGUGGAGGAUUUCCCAGUGUGCUCUGGGAGCCAGGCAUCCGUCCUUGAAAACCUCCGUCUCGCUGUCCGCUCGCAGCUCGGUUUCACCUCCCUCAGACUCCCGUCUUCCAGUCGUCAUAGCAACCUGUGGCGCCGGCUCUUCACCUUCUCCAGGUCACGGCGGUCGGGUUCUUUGGCUCUGGUGUCCGCCGACCUGGAGGACAGCGCCGGAUCCGGCCGCACUGGUUCGGACCUUCUGUCUCCGGACUCGGACGACACUGAUACGGAGGGCGAGCGAGGGAGGGAGAGAGGCGUGGGCGCGGUGGCCGGGCCUGUCGCCCCCCUCCCACAGAAGACCCCGCCCUCCACCGCCGUCGAGGCCGUGUUGUCCGUGACCACGUCUGCGUCCCCCAUGACCCCAAUACCGGGCAGAGAUAGAUGCCGUGACCGGCCCAGAGAGGCUCCGCCCCCGUCCAGCCCCAUCACCCUGACAACCUCCAAUCCAGAUCCAGAAUGUCAGACUGACGCCUCAGAUCUCCAGGCCCCGCCCACCUCUGCUCUGCAGCGCCUGGCCCAGAACCUGCAUCGUCUCGCUAGGAACCUGACUAGAACCAGUCAGAACCAGACCUGGACCAAUCACAGCCCACUCCGUCAGCUGGAGACAGGACGGCGUGGGCCCGAAGCUGCCGAACGACGAGCGAGCAGAGACGAGGAAGAAGACGUGGAGCUUCUCAUCCCCGUCUCUGACUCUGACUCCUCCUCCUCAUCAUCAUUGGUCAGUGAUGUCCAACAACCGCUACUGGAGCCACACCCCUCCUCCAGUACAGGCCAUGGCCCCCGUCACCACCGAGGGCGGGACGGCCCCUGUGAACACUGCGGGAUGGUACACACCGCUCAGAUCCCCGAAGCCUGUAUGGAGGCCACGGGCAAGAUGGAGAGCAGCGACGACGAGCUGCUGCUGCUCUGCUAACAGGCUAACCUGCAGCGGCUAACAUGCUAACUGAUGCAUUGAUACAACGAAAUCCUACUCUGACCAAACAACGAAAGUUAGCUUACAUGCUAACUGACACGACUACUGCUAAUACAACCUUGUCCUAACACCUACAGGUAGCUAACAUGCAAAUGACUGGCUUAUGGAGAAACUACCCUGACCCAAUAUAUUAUAAGUAAGCUUACAUGCUCGCAAUCAUGGUACCGUGAUGUUACACAUUUUAGCAUCAUUCAACACUUCAGACUGAACACCGACUGGCUAACAUGCUAACACUCUAGACUGAACGACAGCUAGCUGACAUGCUAACACUAUAGACUGAAUGACUAUUAGCUAUCACCGUAACACGUCAGACUGAACGACACUAGCCAACAUCCUAACACAACAACUAGCCAUAAUCUAUAACCCCAGUUAGCAUGUGUUAGCGUGUUAGUCGGACUAAAGGUUAGCGCUCAGCAGGUUUUGGCCUCCAGUGAUUUAGAAGAUUACCAACCAAUCAGAGACUGAGGGAAGUGAUGUCACUGAUUGGAUGGAUCCUGAUGUCGAACUCUCCCCCAACUUCGUUCUCCUGGUCCGUCCGUUAAAACGUCCCAGUCCACCCUCCCCCAUCACAGGGAACGUCCCCCACGUAGGUACGAAUUUCUCAACACUGACUUACUGGUACGACUGACAGAACAAACUCAUGAGACGCAGGAAGCUCGUAUAGAAACCAUGACAUUGAUCCGAGGCAGCGAUCCGAUACCGAUUUUAUUGAUCGUCGAUCAGUAUCUCCGUGCUCGCCGGUCACGUGACCCCCGUCCCUGCCGCUCGUCUCGCUGUGGAUCCGUUUCCUGUGUGUUUCCCUCUCCCACCCUCCGCCGUCCGGUGUUCUGCCUGGUUCUCUGACCGGUUCUAAAGGGAACCACGUCAGUUCCUCACAGAUGGAAGGUUCCGGAGACGUUUGAUUCUAAAAGUCUUAAAAAAAUUAUUGAUCCAGUGAAAAUGUUCUAGAUUGUGUCGAUCGUACGAUGAUGGAGAACGUUAGGUUGAAAAAUGCAUUUGAAAAAGGUCAAAGGUCACGAAUAGUGUUUACAUUUAUUACUCACCAUAAGGACCAGUUUUUCAGAUGACUGCUUCGUCACCAUGACGACUCUGAGCCCCUCCCCCUCUCCUCCCCUCCCUCAGACUGAAGCCAUGCAAACUGACCCGUCUGUAUUUAUGAUCUUUGUUACAGUUUUUGGUACUCAGAUCUCAGCUGACCUUGUGUGAGUGUGUAUAUUUAUUAUUAUUAUUAUUAUUAUUAUUAUUAAUAAUAUGACUGUGUUGUUGUCGUUAUUAUUGUGUUAAUUUGCUGUUGAGUAGCUGUUUUUUUCUGACCUGCAUGAUCCAAGUGGUUUGGUGUUGGUUUUUCCUUUUGAGCCUGUAAAGAAAAUAAAAACUGUUAAACUGCACUAAAGAUUAAAGGUUCACAUUUAAGUCA